UCUGGUUAUAAGAGUCAUUCCGAGAAAGAUUCCAAGCUGUUCUCCAUGGGUCAACCAAAGCCCGUAAUCGAACAGCCGUAAAGGAAAAAAGUCCAGCUCUUCCAGGUAUUCAAGCAAUCCCUGCUUUUUUCCCCCCUCUCUCUCUCUCUCUAGGUUUUGGAGAAGCUUAAGCCAAGGAAUGGAAGAGGAGGUCGUUUCGAAGGGGACGGCAGUGGCGGCCUGUACCGCCAUGACCUUGUCCUACGUUGCGAUUCUCUACGCUCCUACUUUGAUCCUCCGCCUCCCACCUCCUCCCUCAUUCAACAGCUUCAUGAUCCGACGCUUCGUAUGUGCCGCUAUCUCCUCCAUUGUUUCACUCCUCAUCUGCGCCCUCAUCCUCCCCAUAAGAAGGAAGGAGGCAUCUGUUCUACUCGGUGUUUACGGAAUCCAAGUGGAUCCUAUUUGGCAAGCUGUGGUGUUUCCUGUUUUCUUGACUUCUUUAAUGUACGCCGGAUCUUUGGUGCUCAAGUCUCUGGUAUUGGUGGAAUCGUGGAGGGACAAUGUGAAUCACGGUGAAGGUGUUUCCCUUGAGUGUAUCAAAAUCAUCGUACAAAAGUUGAUUGCGUCGAUAGUUUCAGUUACUUCCAAUGUUCUGGCUUGGCGUAAUUUUGUUGUGGCACCACUCACUGAGGAGCUGGUUUUUAGAGCAUGCAUGAUACCUCUACUUCUAUGUGGAGGAUUUAAACCAUACACUGUCAUAUAUCUCUGCCCAAUUUUCUUCAGCUUGGCGCAUCUAAACCAUUUAAUGGAGUUCUACAGCAAGCAAAACUAUAGCUUGGUCAAAACUUCCAUGGUUGUAGGACUCCAGCUUGGCUACACAGUAAUAUUUGGGUCAUAUGCAUCUUUCCUCUUCAUUCGGACUGGACAUCUGAUAGCUCCUUUAGCUGCUCAUAUGUUUUGCAAUUUUAUGGGACUGCCAGUGCUGUUUUCACGGAGGAAUGGUAUGGUAAGCAUAGCAUUUGUUGCAGGAAUGGUUGGCUUCCUCUCACUUCUUUUUCCGAUGACACGCCCAGAUCUGUAUAAUUAUAGAUCUAAUAAUUGCAAAUGUUGGCAUGGAUAUUGUUCUUGGAGCUGAUUAUGCGCCAUUUUUCAAAAUAGCUUUUAUUUUUAUUUUUUCCGAAGAAAAGGAAAAGAAAAAGAGAAGCGAAAGUGAUGCAAUCUUUGUGGUGUGUAUUCUCAUUCAUUAAAAAAUCCUACUCUUACGUUAUAAGUGUAACACCUCUUAAUACUGUUGAUGUGACGGGCACCCAAGCAAAUUACUUUUUCCUUUGUAGCUGAUGUGGUAGCAUAUCAAUGCUCAUUGCUCAUCACGUCAGCGGCGUUAUGAGGUGUUGCACUUGAGAUUUUAUUAGUAUUACGAUUCUAUUUAUUAUA
Molecule: messenger RNA, 1413 nt
Organism: Juglans microcarpa x Juglans regia
Lineage: Eukaryota; Viridiplantae; Streptophyta; Magnoliopsida; Fagales; Juglandaceae
Product: CAAX prenyl protease 2
Exons: 8
Coding region: 179-1114 (311 amino acids)
Biological process (GO): CAAX-box protein processing
Cellular component (GO): endoplasmic reticulum membrane
Molecular function (GO): metalloendopeptidase activity
Source: RefSeq, a predicted model, not a curated record